CCCUGUCUCAAAUCACUGGAACUUUCCAACAUCAAACAAACAAAAAAUAAAUUGUGUAUUUCACUGAAUGGGGCCGCAAAUAUGCGGAAGGUCGAUUUGAAUUUUGACAGAAGCGAAAGUGAAACCAUUUUCUUACUAUCAAAUAACUUUCUGUUUUGACAGAGGACGCCAAAGACCAAUAAUCUCCGAAUUCAGGAAUAUGGCACAGACUGAUAUCGACGAGAGUUUAUAUUCUCGACAAUUGUAUGUGAUUGACCAUGAUUCCAUGCGUCGCAUGGGAAAGGCAGAUGUUCUCAUUGCUGGAAUGAGAGGUCUUGGUGUGGAGAUUGCCAAGAAUGUGAUUUUGGCAGGGGUCCGGUCGGUCACCAUCCAGGAUGAAGGUGUGGUAGAGUGGAGAGAUCUGUCUUCUCAGUUUUACCUGAAGGAAAGUGAUCUGGGUCAAAACAGAGCAUUGUGUUCUGAGAAACAGCUGUCUAGUCUGAACGUCUACGUCCGAGUGACGGCACACACUGACAAACUCAAUGAAGGGCUCCUCCAGCAGUUCCAGGUGGUGGUGCUCACAGAUUCCUCUUUAGAAGAGCAGCUACGCUUGGCAACGUUUUGCAGUGCAAACAAUAUCAAGUUUAUUGUGGCUGAUACCAGAGGACUUUGUGGGCAGUUGUUCUGUGAUUUUGGCGAUUCGUUUGAGGUUAGAGAUACAGAUGGUGACGCUCCAGUUUCAGCCAUGAUUUCUCAUAUCAGCAAGGAGAAUCCAGGCAUUGUGACCUGCACUGAUGAGGAUAGCUACGAGUUUACUGAUGGCAUGUUUGUGACAUUCUCUGGAAUUCAAGGCAUGGCAGAACUCAACGGCUGUGAACCGAUUGAGAUUAAAUUGAGAGAUAAAUACUCCUUCAGUAUCUGUGACACUUCAGGAUUUUCUGAGUAUGAGAGAAGCGGAGUGGCAACUGGGGUCAAACAGUCAACGAUCUUCAACUUUAAACCUUUGGAUGUGGCUCUAGAUGAAGUUUUUAGAGAUCCUACUCUUCUCGAGAUGACGGAUUAUGGCAAAACCGAAAGCCAUUUGUCUCUGCACCUGGCUUUCCUAGCCCUGCAUAAAUUCUCUGAGGAAAACAGCCGAACACCAAGCCCUAGAUCCCAGGCCGACGCUGAACUGCUGGUCAAUAUUGCAAAAGAGCUCAGCGUAACUAAAAGGUUCAGCGACCUGGAUGAAGAUGUUGUGAGAAAGUUAUCUAUGGUUGCCAGGGGCGACCUGGCUCCUCUCAAUGCGUUCAUUGGGGGUCUGGCUGCUCAGGAGGUCUUGAAGGCUUGCAGUGCUAAGUUCACCCCUCUCAGACAGUGGUUGUACUUUGAUGCACUGGAAUGUCUGCCUGAAGAUGAAGGUUUUCUGAUUGAAGAGGCCUGCGCACCUAGAGACUGUAGGUAUGAUGGACAGAUUGCUGUGUUUGGAUCUGCCUUUCAAGACAAACUGAAGAAGCAAAAGUAUUUUUUGGUUGGAGCUGGAGCAAUUGGUUGUGAGCUGUUGAAAAACUUUGCUCUGAUUGGUCUGGGUGCAGGAGAGGGCGGGAGCAUCACAGUUACUGACAUGGACUCCAUCGAGCGAUCAAAUCUGAAUCGGCAGUUUCUUUUUGGCUCUCAGGACAUCGGGAGGCUGAAGUCAGAGGCGGCGGCAGAAUCCUUUAGAAAGAUGAAUCCUUACAUGAAUAUCACUGCUCAUCAAAACCGCGUGGCUCCAGAAACCGAGCAGGUUUACACAUAUUCAUUUUACAGUCAGCUCGACGGGGUGGCAGCAGCGCUGGACAACGUUGAUGCCAGAGUGUAUCUCGACAAAUGUUGUGUGCGGAACAGUAAGCCCAUGCUGGAGGGAGGAACUCUGGGUAGCAAAGGCCACACAUUGGUAGUAGUGCCACAUCUGACCGAGUCUUACGGACCCUCAACAUCUGGAGGACAGAAGGCCAUUCCCCUAUGCACACUCAAAAAUUUCCCACACCGUAUAGAGCACACCCUACAGUGGGCCCGAGAUCAAUUUGAAGGCCUGUUCAAACACAAAGCUGAGAAUGUGAACCAGUAUCUCAGUGACCCAGCAUUUGUGGAGCGCACGGUCUCUCGUGGGGAUGUGGAGGCCGUGGAAGUGUUGGAAGGCGUCUAUGGGAAUCUCACUCAGGAACGGCCCCAGAACUGGACUGACUGUGUCAGCUGGGCACGCAGACGGUGGGAAACACUCUACAACAAUGACAUCAGACAACUGCUGCACUGCUUUCCUCCUGACCAGGUAACCAGCUCUGGUCUUCCAUUCUGGAUGGGUGCAAAGAGAUGUCCACAUCCUUUGACCUUUGACACCAACAAUGCCCCCCAUAUGGAUUUUAUUGUGGCAGCUGCCAAUUUAUACGGUCAGAUUUAUGGAAUCAAAGGCUCUAGAAAUCAUGCGGACGUUCAGAGCAUCCUGCAGGGUGCGAAAGUGCCAGAGUUUAUUCCUAAAUCUAGCUUAAAGAUCGCUGUGACCGACGAGGAGCUGAAAGAAGAUCAUGAGGCCAGAAUAGAUGAGGACGAGAUAAAGCUGGAGGUGUUGCAGGGCAAACUGUCGAAGCUUCAGCUGAGUGAUCCUAACUUCCGGAUGAAGCCACAGGAGUUUGAGAAGGAUGAUGAUGACAAUUUCCACAUGGACUACAUAGUCGCAGCGUCCAACCUUAGGGCAGAGAAUUAUGACAUACCGAUAGCCGACCGUCACAAAAGCAAGUUAAUUGCUGGCCGCAUCAUUCCAGCUAUCGCCACGACGACAGCUGCAAUCGCCGGACUGAUGUGUUUGGAGCUCUACAAGCUUGUCCAGGGUCACCAGCAAAUCAGUUCUUACCGCAAUUCAUACAUUAACCUGGCCACUCAAUAUUUUGUACUCUCACAGCCUUGUUCAGCUCCAACAUUUACAGUCGCAGGGAAGCAGUAUUCUCUCUGGGAGGACUUCCUGCUGCAGGGCCGACACGAGGGUCGAGAGGAAAUGACCUUGGAGGAACUGUUGAAACACAUUAAGGACAAGUAUAACUUGACCAUCACUGGAUUGUACUAUGGCCCGGCUGUAUUGUACAGCGACUCAAAUCAUGAGGCUCGCCUGAAGCUAAGCAUAUCUGAUUUGAUAAGCUCUGUAACCAAGAGUGAGAUUCCGGUUCAUGAGGAGAUGUUGGAGAUCAUUCCAUCGUUUGCUGAAGAUGAGGAUUGCUUGAAUGUCCCGCCCAUCAGAUACCUCCUUAGAUGAAGUCACCAAGACAGCCCUUCAUCACCAAAAUAACGACCAAACUCUGUCUGUCUUUACUAUUUUAAUGUUUGUGUGUUAUGAUAUAAGAUGUGAAUGCAAACCACUAUAAAUGGUUGUUAUAAAACAGGCCAUUAACUAUUUUAGGGACCUUUUAGGGAAGACAAAAUCUAGUGGAAACACCCUUGAUUUUAGAGAAUGUGUCUGAAAAUGAGUUGAAUUAGUUUUGUCAUUUUUACUUGAAAACAAAAUUAUUAGGAUGUUUUGCCAUGUUGAACCAUUGAACUUGAUUGAUUCUUUCAGGGGGCGUAAUUUCCACUGGGGACAGGGGGGACAUGUCCCCCCUGUCCCCAGUUCUCAAAAUCCAGUUUGUCCCCUCACUUCUCAAAAUCCAGUUUGUAUACCCCUCACUUUCAAAUUUGUUUGUAAUUAUUUUUUAACCACGUCGUUAUCGGCACGGAGAAGUACUAGGACCGAGCAGAACACCGAGAGUGUGAGUCUGUGUCUAUGCGUGCAUCGCGUGCUAAAAAUAGAUCACUGAAAGAUUGUUUUCAAUCACGUGGUUUUGAUUUGGUUUCUUGGUUUAAUCAAUUCAAAACAUAGGUAUUUUGAAUUUGUGAUAGGAUUCAAAUCAAAAACAUUUUGUGUCCCCCCCCACUUCUCAAACCAAAGUUACACCCUUGGAUUCUUUCAUAGCGUGUAAGUGGGAUAGGUGAUUCUGUCCUUUGGCGAUUUGUUUUAAAUAAAAAGAUCAUUGGAUUUUGUCUUUGUAUCUUCUGUAGCUUUACCCUGUGUACCCCCGGACCUUUGCUAUUUACCCAUGAGCGCUCUAUUGUCAUGUAUGAAGACCAAACAGAUCUAGAGACAGCUCAACUGAGUUUAGUUUGAGCUAAUUUUAUUGUACUGUAGCUGACCUAAUUACAUUACUUUUAACGAAUUACUUAUUAAACCGGGGGCUUUUUCUGACUAUUCAAUUUUGGGGACAAUUGUUAGCACUAAAAACCUGGAGAGGGUUUAAUUAUUGAAAUAAAUAAACUGCAUCUCAUCUGUCUGUUUCUCCAAACUACAUAUUUGCUUCUCAGCCAAAUAACUAUAGGGGAAGUUAAAUGCAAAAAGGUACACAGAUGAAAUAUUGUGUUCCUGUAGCUCAGCUGGUAGAGCAUUGCAUUAACAGCACACAAAGUUUGUGGUUUCGAGACCCAUGGAACAUGCAUAUUUUAAAAAAAUGUAGAUCUUGAAUGCACUGUAAGUCACUUUGCAUUAAAGUGUCUGCCAAAUGCAAAAAACAAAAUGUGAAAAAGAUGCAAAUAAAAACUUA
Molecule: messenger RNA, 4559 nt
Organism: Triplophysa rosa
Lineage: Eukaryota; Metazoa; Chordata; Actinopteri; Cypriniformes; Nemacheilidae
Gene: uba7
Product: ubiquitin-like modifier activating enzyme 7
Exons: 25
Coding region: 200-3244 (1014 amino acids)
Biological process (GO): protein sumoylation
Cellular component (GO): cytoplasm; SUMO activating enzyme complex
Molecular function (GO): SUMO activating enzyme activity
Source: RefSeq, a predicted model, not a curated record